This is a messenger RNA of Mytilus californianus (California mussel), 5981 nucleotides long. RefSeq lists its product as uncharacterized. The coding region runs from base 26 to 1183 and encodes 385 amino acids. The transcript is spliced from 7 exons. Gene Ontology annotation, molecular function: protein binding. The record is from RefSeq and is a predicted model, not a curated record. Lineage: Eukaryota; Metazoa; Mollusca; Bivalvia; Mytilida; Mytilidae.
UGGUUUGUUUCAGUGGUAACUCAACAUGGCGUUAGGGCCAGACUGGAUAAGUCAGUCUUGGUUUUUAGUUUGGAUUUUUACUUUACUUCUAAGUGAAUCUCAAACGAAAAAAACUUCUGUUUAUUAUAUGAAGAACCCAGAAUGUCAAGAAUAUAAAUAUUUAGGUGGUGCUACUGUAUAUUCUCACGAUAAACAAUUCACAGAAUAUUAUGAUCAUAUGAUCUCAUGUCAAAUGACUUUUAAAGCUGAAAAUGAAGGCUGGAAACUUGUGUUACGUUUUGUAAAUCUUGAUAUACCUGACAGGACAGAUAGAAUUUGUAAUGAUGCUAUAUAUGUUUUUGAUAGUGAUCAGAUUUUACAUCCAUUUGAGGAAGCAGGAGGAAACUUUGGUUUAUGUGGAAAUGAAGUACCGACAGAACCAAUGCAGUCCAGUGGUCAGUUUAUAACAGUUCAUUUCAGAACUGAUGAAAAAGGACCCAGAGGGACAGGAUUUAAGUUUAUUGUCACAGCAUUUAGUGAAGAUUAUCAAAAAUUUAACUCAUGUGCGAGUCGAUUCACAUGUAACAACAAAUGGUGCAUUGAUGAAGAUUUAGUGUGUGAUGAUAUCGAUCACUGCACAGAUUCCAGUGAUGAAUUAGAUACUGGGCCUUCUAACUGUGGAGAAGAUGAAAGCCAUUUCCUAGAAAAGUUUUUCUCCCUUGGGAUAACAGCAUCAGUGACAAUAACUGUUGGAAGUUUAAUUGUAAUUAUUGUGUUUAUUGUGGUAAUAGCGUGUUGUUGUCGACGAACUUUUUGUAAACCACACCAGGAAACAAGUGGUACAACUUCAACCGCCACUUCUAUUGUGGCUAAUGGUACACCUAUACCAAACCAAGGUCACCAAUAUCCUAUACACCAUCAUCCCCAGCAGUACCAACAUUCUCAUCAAGGAUAUUUCCCGAUGCAGCCGGUAUAUCCAACGAACAAUCAUACGUCAAUGUACACACCUUACAUGAGGGAAGGAUAUAUUAAUGCUCCAAGUGUUUAUUCAUCAAAUUCUCAGACUCAUUCACAGCCAACAUCUUAUCAUCGGUCAUACACACCGACAAGUUCCCGAUCGGGGAAAUCAAAUAAAUCUAACAAUAGUACAUCAGUGACAUACAGUCAAGGAACAGACAAAGUGACGUUACCUGUUAAUCUGUAGCCUUCAUUUCUACGAAGUUUGUUUUAUUCAACUGGGUCUCUCACAUUUUUAAACUUUUCAAAAGAAAGGGCGAAAAAAGGAAGAUAUGUAAUAUGGCUCCUUGUGAAACCAUGUUAAUACAUUUGUAUAGAAUCCAAGGACAAAUUUAAAACAAUUAGAUCUAACUUAAGUUUUCUGUCUGCUCAUAAGGUGGAUUGGGAGUGCUUGGUUUUAUCUGCUCGAUAUGGUGCUAAUGAUAAUGUUCAGCAAAAAUGACUGAAUUACAUAAUUUACAACCUAAUAAAACACUUUUCUUUUGCUUCUAAUUUGUUCUUAUCUUUAUUUUUUCAACAAAUAUAAGGAAAAAAGAAAAGCAGGGAUUUUUUUAAUUUAAUUACAAACAAAUGUGAGAGAUUUUAAUUUGAUGAAACAUGCUUUUAUAUAGAUCAUACUGGUUGUGAAUAUUUUGAAAACUGUUAUUUAUUACAUUUUUAUAAUGAUAUGUUUUAUGAACUUAAGUAGUUUGAAUCCUUUAUCAAAUUUUAACUGGUUUGUGAGAAAAGUGAUCAGAACUGAAUAGCCAAAGGGAGAUAAUCCAAAAUAAUUCAUGAUACAUUUUGGCCUCCAAAUACUAUAUUACAGUCUUUGUAGUUUUUGACAACAAGAAUUUUAAACAUUUUGGUUAAACUCUGCAAUCAAUUUCACAAAAAAUCUUAACGAGAAAAAUACUUUAAGUCAUGAACAUUUCAGUAUAACUUAAGAUCAAUUUUUGUAGUAAGAUUUUUUGUGAAAAGAGCCCCUGUUCCUUAGUUAGUUUUGUACACACAUGAAGUAAAUUUUGACCAACCUUGAUUUUAACAUGUAUCCAGGUAAUUGUAUUUAAUGGGUUGUAUUACACAAGUGGACAAUUCCCUUGGUGUCAUUGUAUUAUGACAAUUCCCUUGGUGGCAUUGUAUUAUGACAAUUCCCUUGGUGGCAUUGUAUUAUGACAAUUCCCUUGGUGGCAUUGUAUUAUGACAAUUCCCUUGGUGGUAUUUUAUUAUAACUUUUACCUUGAGUAUUUUAGUUAUUGUUAUAUUUUGUUGAUGGUGCAGACAAUCAUGUUUUAUUUUAUUGUUUUACAAUAUUUUAUGUGUUAUUAUUAUUACACUAGGACUAGUUUUGUUGUUAUUAUUACGUCUCAUAAAAUACUGAUGAAAAACAUUAAUGUUGUAACUUGUAGCCUAAUACUGUUAAUUCAAAAAUUUAUCGCUUGCAUUUAUUAUUCUGAAUCGCUGAUCAAUGACAUGAUUGUGAUCAUGAAUUAAUGCAAUUCAAGUGCAUGUUGUAAUAAAAAACAUGCUAGAGAAUGUCAAAGUAUGAUUGUUUAUUAAUGAAAUUCUCUUUUUGUUGCAUUUUUCGCUUUGACUAAAACAUCAUGACAAUUUAUAAGUUUAAUAGCAGUAUCUGUUUCAAGGUAAAAUUGAAUUUGAUUUUAGUUUAAUUCUUAUGGAAUAUACCUUUGAAGAAGUACUUGAAAUAUCAGACAAAUAAUUAUUAAACAUGUAUUACAUCAACCAAAUCUCCUGUGAUACAGGUAGGUAACUCAAAUUUAAAUAUCAAUAUUAACUAUUGAUAUAGUUUGCAUUUUUCAGGGUACAUUUAUUUUGUGAAAAUAUUAAUACAAUAUAGUCAUUUAUUUUAUAAAGUAAUCUUUUCAAUCAUCAUACUUUGAUAGUUAUUCGUAAUAUUUUACAGAUUGUUAGGAGAAUUCAUGAAAUUUCAAUAUAUAUUUUAUGAUUGGUAAGAAUUUAAUAUAGAAACAGUGCCAUUAAAUAUCCAUAGUAUUCAAAGACUAGCAUAACUGAAAUAAUUUAAGAUCUCAUCGUCUCCAAUUCUCUCCAGCUAAUGAUGAACUUCUCAUCGUGAAUGAAAUAUAACAACUGCAUUAUUUGGAUUAGGAAUAUUUGUAUUAGCAUAGCUAUUUGAAUGAAUAAUCAUGGCUUUUAAAUUGCUUAUCUUGCCAAAGACAUGUAUAUUUAGCUUGACGAUUAUGUUAUCCCACCGACAUUAAACAAUCUACCUCAACUAUGUAAAUUAAAAUGAUAUUGUCAUUUUGUCCUGGCUAUAUGGAUCUGUCCUUAUUUAAGUGUAAAGUCAGCAGAACAUUGGUUCAUGGAAUCAAUAAAAUUUGCAUUUCAAGUUAAUCUUGGUAUUGAAAUCAUAAUUCAAAAAUCAUCAAACAAAUGCUUUAUUUUAUAGUGGUUGUAUCAUAUAAAGAAUAAAAGGUAGAGGUAUACUGGUUUGCGUCUGCCAGUCGCAUGAAGUUUUUUGAGACACUUUUCUCAGGAACUACAAAUCAGAGAUUCCUAAAAUGGGUAUAUCAAGCUUCAUGGGAGCAUGCUAUACUGUAUGGUGCAUUUUCAGAUUCAUCCCUCAACAUCUCCCUGAUUACCAAAUAUUUUUAUAUUCUUACACAUAAUGGUCAUGUAUUAGAUUUUCUUCACAUCUUUUUUAAGAAAUUACAGAUCAAGGCUUUCUGAAAUUUGGAAUAAAGCUUCAUGUGAACAUACUUUACCAUGUGAAGCAAUUUAACAUAAUUGCUGAUCUAUUUCUUUUUUACCCAUUUUUUUUCUCCAUGGAAGAAAUUAAAGUUAAAAAGGAUACAAUGCAUAAAAUAGACAGUGUAAUAUAUAUAUGUGUGUCUGUCCGUCCGCUUGGAUUAUAAGUAGCACAGAAUUAUUUUUUGUUGGAUUCAAUUCCAAUUUUAAUAUUUGCAUUUGCUUGGGUUGUGAGUAAUUAGAAUUUUUGCUAGAUUUGUAUUAAUAAGGUUAAAAUUUGUUGAAUUUAUUGAAAUUUUCUAGCAUUGCCUCAUACUCAAUUCAUAUACAAUCAAAUGGCAUUAAAAAUAAUUGUCACUACUGAAACUAAAAAUUGUCACUACUGAACUAAAAAUAAUGAAAAUGUUAUGUAUACAAUUUUUUUUUCUGUUUAUUGCAAAAAUAGAGAAAAUGGCUGUGGUUUGAAUUUUUUUUAGUAAUUUUAAUUGGAUGCCUGAUAAGGUGACUAGAUCUACUAUUUUUUAAAGGUUCUUUUGUUUAAAAUGUGGCUUAUUAACUUUUUAUACAUCCUUGGCUUUCUAAUUUGAGGUUUUCAAUAUUCUUUAUAAAGAUAGAUAAAAAAACAAAAAGGGCUUUGGAUGGAUCCAGUUUAUAAAGUUUUAUUGUCAUUUAUUAACGCACAGCCAGUUCUAUUUAUUGUUAUUGUUAUGCCUCCUUGUAAAUUCACAUGCUCAGCUCCUAUAGGCAAAACCUCGGCUUUCAAAUUUUUUUUGGUGAAAAUAUUUACUUAGAUUCUCUAAGAUGAUUAUCAUGAUUAGAAAUGAUGGAAAUCAUUGUUAAGAAUUAUUGUCACAUAACUGAAAUCCAUUCAUUUAUAUUAGCCAGGUGCUACAAUGUCCAUGGAAAACAUAAAAUAAUCAUAUCAUUCACUUUUUUUACCCAAAAAAAAGUUAUACUAGUAGUUUGUUUUCCAUAUUACCAGAUUACAAAUGAAUAAAAAAAACAUUUUUUUUUUGUUAACCCUGGUCUUCUUUACUUACAAGUUCGUUCAAAGUUUUUAAAAGACCAAACACUUUGUAAAAGGCUACAAAUUUGAGAAGUUUUUAUUUUAUUUUUAAUUCACCAAUAUACCAUGCUGUAUGAAUAUAUUGUUAUAAGGUUUUUUGCCUAUCUGCAUACCCCAAAGGAUUGGACACACAAACCUCUAAGUGUUAAAGUUCUUAUUUUGUAAAGUGUUAAAGUUCUUAUUUUGUAUGGAUUUUAGGGUUAUUCAAAGGCUGGACCAAUCUAAAAUUAAUAUUUUGCUGUUAAACCAUAUAUCAAAAACCAUUGUUUUUUUACAAACCAUAAACAAAGUACUUGCACAGUAAUAUUGGAAUGCUUAGUAGAUCUGUUUUACUAAGUAAUCUGUAGUUUGACUGAAUUAUAGCUUUAAACAUGCAUUUUGAUAAUUUUAUUGCCGAUAUUUUUUUAUUUGUAUAACUGAACAUUGCAUGCUAGGAGUGUAUGUAUGUAUAUGUUAUCAUUCUCAUUAUAAAGUUAAGUUAAAUGUGCAAUAUAACACCCCUCCCCCUUUUCCCCUAUAAUCAUGAUAGCAUUAUUAAGAUUGUGUAAUGAUUGUUCAGUUUCAAUUAUUUGCAUUGGGUUGUAAAAUAGACACAUUCACACGACUCUGACUCAUAUACUGUUCAUUACAAAAUCUGUCACUCAAUUUACUUUCAAUUACCGGUAGGUGUUCUAGAGAACUAUGAGUAAUUUCAUUAUUUGCACCCCAAAAUGAAAAUAUCAAUACCUUAUUGGUUGAAUUUCUGUUGUUAGGGACACUUUUAAUUCACACAACAUUUUGGUGUAGUCUUUUAAAAUUUUUACCCAGAAUGCAUUAGAUUCUGAAAAUUUUUGUAUCCAUUUGCACUUCAGGGAGAAAUAAAUGCUAUUUUUCAUGAUAAAAACUGUCGCUCAUCAGUCGACUCAUAUUGAUGCUUGCAUAUUUGAAUAAGGGUCUGUUGUGCAAAUAAAUGGUCUGUUACAACUAAAUGAUGAUUGAAAAUGUCAUACUUAAUUGAAGAGAAUAAAUGCGAUCAUCUCAGUGGCUAAUUUCAUUAUGUUGGGGCUGUUUACUAUAUUUUAUGACAAAUCAUGUUCACAUAUACUCAACUAGAAGUUUUGUAUAGAUAAUAUUGAUUAUUUCUAUUAUCAUCAGAUUGAAUGUGCGUUGUUAAAUAUUUAUGUAACAUCAGCAAUUUAUUGUUUUGACUGGUAAAAUAAAAUUAUAAAACACC